CUCUACAUCAAGGAUAUCCUGGAGAUGAAGGAGUCCCAACAAAUGCCAGGACCUUCUGAAUAACAAGCUUUGAGAAAAAAAGAAGAAAAAAAAAAGGAUACCUUCCCUGAAGAUGGGAUUUCUCUAUGUAGCACUGGCUGACCAGAUACUCAUCAUGUAGACCAGCCUGGAUUUGAAUGGUUUUUCAUCUUGUUUCUUGAGAUGGAUCUCUUUAAAAGAUCUGAGCAUAGGGGAGCACAGAUACCCAGGCUGUCCUAGGCUGCCGUGGGUGCUGUGGGAAAAGCUGGACCGUGAGCUUGCUGUGAGCUUGUCUCCGUGGACAGAGCUGCGCCCUUGGGUCCCUGUGGUAGAAGGAAGUGGCUCUCUUCUGCAGUGUUGUAAGCCAUCGUCUUGAGGCCUGGCUCCUUAUCCUGAGUUCUCCAUUGUUCUGUGAUGCUUUCAAGAUUGACUUCUGCUGAGUCCUUUGGGACUAGAAGGAUUUUCUUGCAGCCUCAAGUACGUAUUUCUACAACGGGCAUCCAAUAAGACGGGUGGAUAUCAUGGGAGCCGUCAUCAGCGUGAAAGAAAGAGAGGCUUUCUACAGCUAUGGAGUGGACGAUGCCACUGGGGUUAUAAACUGCGUCUGCUGGAAAAAGAAGAGCAAUUCUGAAUCUUCCUCAGAUACAGCCGUUCUCAGCACCACGAGAGAGCUGAGGAUGACCUCACAGCUUAAGAAGCUGCAGGAGACCAUCGAGCAGAAAACCAAGAUAGGGAUUGGGGAUGUCAUCCGAGUCCGAGGCUAUGUGCGCAUGUUCCGAGAAGAGCGAGAGAUCUGUGCCACCAUUUAUUAUAAGGUGGAUGAUCCAGUGUGGAACAUGCAGAUUGCACGGAUGCUUGAGCUGCCGGAGCUCUACAAGAAGGUGUACGACCAGCCCUUCCACAACCCAGCCCUAAAGGAAGAAGAGGCACUAAACAAUAAAGACACUUUGGAUCUCGCUGGCCUCACGUCUUUGUUGAGUGAGAAAGUUAAAGAAUUCCUCCAGGAGAAGAAAGUGGAAAGCUUCUUCCAGCAGGAGUUAGAAAUGGUGGAGUCCUUGCAGUCUCUGGCCAGUCAGCCUGUGACCCACAGCACGUGCUCGGACCAAGUGGAGUUAAAGAACAACAGCACUUCUGAUGUACAGCAUAGUGUGUUUAAGAAUGCUCUACAGUUGCUUCAGGAAAAGGGGCUCGUGUUCCAGAGAGAAGGCGGCUCUGAUAAGCUGUACUAUGUAACCACCAAAGAUAAAGACCUGCACCAGAAGAUCUACCAGAUCAUUAAGGAAGAGUGUCAGAAACCAAAUCAUAUGGAGAAGGGCUGCCACUUGCUGCACAUCCUCAACUGUGUGCACCUCAGCCUCCGCUGGGACCUGAGCAAGGCUGUGCUGCAGCAGGUGCUGGAGCUCCUGGAGGACCAGAGUGACAUCGUGAGCACCGCAGACCUCUACUACACGGCCUUCUGAGCCGAGCCGUGGAGCAAAGACAGGUGGCCUUCCCCCAGGUUCUGCUCACAGGCACAGUACAGACUUACAUGUGUAUAAUCCCGUAAUAAAUUCUGAUAGUCACAAGACUUACAUGUGUAUAAUCCCGUAAUAAAUUCUGAUAGUCACAGGAAAAUAGGGCUGCACUUCCUGCUGCUUGCUGUGUCCUGAGACAGAUGGCUUUGUUGUCAGCCAUGACACACACAAACCCUCCUUGUCAGCUCCCUGGCUGGACUCAGCGCCACUCAGUAGAAUGGGAGGAAACAGUGUUGCUGGAUUAAUUACUGUGUCUGAAUUCAGGGGCCCCAUCUUCAUAGAGGGACAUCCCAGGGUCAAGACUCCUACACAUCUGGAGAGCCAGUAGCCAGACUCCACUGUCUGAAAAUGUCACACUCCAGGUUACCACACACGUCCCCACCAGGUGCCCCUGAUGUGUUGAAAGCUCAUAUGGGACCCUGCCUCCUCCAGCAAUUGACAUUUGCCUCUGGGUCCUGAGGCUUCAGCAGUAGCAGUGAGGGCUGCUGAGGCUUGCGCAUCUGCAUUGGAAAAUAAAGAAUCUGACACAUGG
Molecule: messenger RNA, 2064 nt
Organism: Grammomys surdaster
Lineage: Eukaryota; Metazoa; Chordata; Mammalia; Rodentia; Muridae
Gene: Stn1
Product: STN1 subunit of CST complex
Exons: 13
Coding region: 540-1478 (312 amino acids)
Biological process (GO): DNA replication; telomere capping; nucleotide-excision repair
Cellular component (GO): CST complex; DNA replication factor A complex; site of double-strand break
Molecular function (GO): single-stranded telomeric DNA binding
Source: RefSeq, a predicted model, not a curated record